Molecule: messenger RNA, 745 nt
Organism: Cryptococcus wingfieldii CBS 7118
Lineage: Eukaryota; Fungi; Basidiomycota; Tremellomycetes; Tremellales; Cryptococcaceae
Exons: 3
Source: RefSeq, a predicted model, not a curated record
AUGUCAGGCGACGACGCAGAAUUGACCAAGUCGCUCAAUCAUCUCGACGUGAAGGACGCCCAGGACACCGACGCUUCGCGUACUCAUGACGAUGGCGAUCAUCGAGCACUGUCUUUUUCGUCUACACCCGGCUCGGUCGCGGCGGGUUCUGCGGGUGCGGAUAGGCUCACGGAGGUCACUCGGGACGUUGUAUCGUCUCCCCCCACCGAUCGAACCCCUGAUACUCUUCCCUCGUCCAUUCAUCCCGAUUUCUCCGUCCAGACGAACGACGACUUUCUGCUAGUCACCGACGACGACGUUGGCUUCUAUGUCAACAAAGAAUUCCUCCUAGAGCACUCUGAAUUCUUCCGCGACUUUGAAGACAUGGAUUCAGAUAUCAGACAAGACGAGGAUGCUUGGAAAGGUCGUACGCAAGCCGUGCGAAGAGAUAUGCCUGGGGCGCUGUCAAACGGCUUGCGGGUGGUGUUGCUCAAGGUGAAAGAGACAAAAUCCUGGCCUGACGCCUAUGAUAGGAAGCGAAGAGUAUUCCGCUCCCAGAGAAUUUGGGAGUACGAUCAUGAGGACCUGGCGCUUGCUUUCGGAAUCGCCAACCAGUACGGCUUCACCAGAUUCUCAGCCCAGGCUCGCUUGAGCACCCCCAAAACGUCUACUUGGUUCCGAUACCUCUACGUUGCGUUCGAGGCCGACGAAACGGUGGCUAAAGCCAUUGCAAAAUCAACUCUGUAUUUCGAACUUACGGCGGCGU